AGAUGGGCGUGGCCGACGCCUCUCAAUGGGCUGGCCAUGCCGGGCUUCUCCCGGGAGCUCGAGGCGCGGCCCUUGGCAGUGCGCAUCUCUGAGGCCGGAAGAAAAGCGCUGAAAGCGCAGGCUAGAUUUCCAGCCCAGGUGCAGGCUGCGGGGCCGCCACUUCCGCUCCGCACGGUGCAAAGCCCUCGCCUCGCGACCGGGACGCCUCGCACUGCCACGGCAGAGCGGCCUCCUAGAAGCAACGAGGUUCGCAGACAGGCCGAUGAUGCCAAGGCCGAGGGGCCAGCGAAGAUCUCGGAUCUCUUCGAGUCCUGCAAUUCAGUGGCCGAUGCGGAGACGGCCACAGGGUCCCGGGCCCUGUCCAAGAGCUCGGAGGAGCAGGCGCCGUUCGUCAGGCGCAGGAGGCCCCACAUCCUCCCGCAGAUUGGACCGCCGCUGUCUGAGGCGCAAGCUUCUGCGCCCGCAGCGAAAGGAGCGAUCCCGGAGUUCCAGAGCCCCGGGAAGAUGAACUUCACAGCCUUCCGCGCCCUGUGCGGGAAGAGGUCGGAGAAUGGCAGUCCGAGCCCGACCCCAGGCGGCGGGAUUCGGCGCUACGUCUGCUUCGAGGAGGUAGCGCCCAGCAACACCUGCGUGUCCCUGGUCCGUGGUCUGUCUCCCGAAGGGCGGCCGGUGGUGAUCAAGAAGCUGAAGCGGAUCUUCUUCGGGUCCCGCGAAGAAGAGCGGGAGUGGAGCAGAUCUUGCCGCGCCUUGAUGGAGAUGGAGCCCCAUGAGAACUUGUGCCAGGUGCUCGAUCUGGUGGAGGAACGCGACGGCUUUCAGGUGGUCAUGGAGCAGGUGGAGGGCGUGGACCUUUUCACCCUGCUCCAGAGUGGCGGGCCCCUGACCGCGGAGCACGCGAGCAGAGUGCUCGGCGACCUCCUCCGCGGUCUUGCGGCAUUGCACGAGCAGAACCUCGUGCACCGCGACAUCAAGCUGCAGAACGUCCUGGCCAAGCAGGACUUCCAGGCCAAGAUCAUCGACUUCGAUACGGUUCAAAACGCCUCAGUGCCGAGCCUCUACGGGGCGACUGUGGUGGGCUCAGACCAAUACAUCGCGCCAGAGGCCUAUGACGGACACUUCUCGCCGGCCUCAGACAUCUUCGCGGUGGGGGUACUGGCCUUCGCUCUUUGCCACGGCCGCUUCCCCUUCUCGCACAAGCUCUUCGACGAUGAGCCCGGCGAGAACUUCGUGGGCUCGGUGAAGAUGGCGGAGAUCUCGGCCCGGCUGCUGCAGGCGAAGAUCAACUGGGCCGCGGAGGAGAGUGCGAACGACUUCUGCCAGCAGUUGCUGCAAAUGUCCGCGGAGAAGAGGCCUACUGCGCGGGAGGCGUUGCAGCACCCCUUCCUCGCUAGGACCGGCGAGGCCGAGGCGGAAGGGGGCAGCGGAACCGUUGCGAGUCUUUGACUCACAGGGUUGGGAACUGGAAAGGCCGAGGC
Molecule: messenger RNA, 1475 nt
Organism: Effrenium voratum
Lineage: Eukaryota; Dinophyceae; Suessiales; Symbiodiniaceae
Source: the annotation of a GenBank genome assembly